Messenger RNA from Varroa destructor (honeybee mite), 2579 nucleotides. RefSeq lists its product as uncharacterized. Lineage: Eukaryota; Metazoa; Arthropoda; Arachnida; Mesostigmata; Varroidae. The record is from RefSeq and is a predicted model, not a curated record.
ACGACUAGUCGAGAAAGAAAACAGUUGUACCUACCUAAGCUACCACCGAGCAGGCAUUCUUCAUUACAGUUCUCGCAAAAAACGAGUUCCAAUCUGGCCUGCUAAGAAAUUAACCUAAUCAAACCUGAUCAUCAUAGAUUGCUUUAUGUAUCUCGAAAAAAAAUCAAAAGUACUGCGUAGUUGCAUCAGUGUACAGAGAAUCAACUGUGUUCUUACUACUUUGCAAUAGAGUAUUUUCGGUGGCGGAUGCGUGAGCUAUAAGUACAAUAUAGAUAAAACAAGUGGACAAAGGGAAGUGGGCGUUACACACCUCGAGUGCGAACGUUCUCAAAACAGCCUCCUGAAAAAGAGAAGGUGUAUCGCUUUUCACGUCAUAAAAAUUAAAACGUCAGUAGGAAGUUCAACAACGAUACUGCAAUGCUGUAUCCGACAAGAAAUCCAGAAUGCGCAGGGGGCGCGCAACCUGUAGGACCGGCGGCAGCGGCAGCUCAAUGGACCCACACUGUUCCUAGUCAAAUGCCGUGGACGCUGCCACCGUCGCAGAGACCGUUCUCAGGAACUGGACCACCAAAUAACGUAUUUUUCCUUCGGCAACCUGUGCCACCCACUAUUUCUCACUUCGCCACCACGCCAACUGUCACUCCUGUUAGCUCUGUGGUCAGGCCUACUCCGGAUAUCGGUAACCCAAUGAAUUUACUUCAGGCAGCCGGUGCCCCAGAAACUCUUAGCCUUAAUGAUAUCGCUAACUUGCCGAAGACCUUGCCGCGACAACUGGAUGCCAGUCAACAGCUAGUUGUUUACCCAGGUGAUCCUUGCACUUCCAGCGCUCCGCAAUGUUUUUGUGCAGCAGGUGAUAUAACCGCAAGUAAACCUACAGCCACAGGCGAUUUGUUCUCACAAAACGCGCAGAGACAGCCUUUUCCGUCGACUUCGUAUUGCGCGCCACGUUUUAAGCGCAAACUUCGCCCUGGCCAUGUUGUAUCAGAUGGAGGGAUUCUGUCAUCAUCUGAUGAAUCAUCAGAUGCGGUCGGCGGUAAAAUCUUUAUUACCGAGCGAAUGGUGGCUCGAAUGGGAGAUCUUAGUCUACGUGAUCGGCAGAAGCAGGGCGAACAAUGUGAACUCGUUGGUUCGCAAAGUUCGAAUCAACAAAGAGCAAAAAUUGGAUCAACUGAAGACGAAUCCUCGAACACUCUUUUUGAUCGUUCACUUCCAGUAGAAACCAGCCAGACCCAAAUCAGUUCGACACCUAUUAUGCUCAACAACAACGAGCCAGUAAUUUCGCAACAGUAUAAUGGAUUUGGUAAACUCGUGGAAGGCUACCACAGCAAUAACACGAAUGGUAGCAGCUUUAUGAAACAGAUCACGUUAGAAGAUGACGACGAUGACGAUGGUAAUGAUGCUGAUGCUGAUGAUGCUGAUUUCAAAGACGAUCAAACUGUGGAUAGUCCUCUGUUAAUCUGCAGUGGAGUAAAACCUACUGUUGCUGCGAACUCUUCGAUAGAGCAACGGCUUGCGAUGGAAAUGAUAAAAAAGUCUACAAUGGCUGUCGUUCUUUGGUCUCCGCCGAAGACUCAUCUUGCACCAUUAACACCAACAGCAUCAGAGGCCGUUGCAGAUUCGUCAGAAUUCUGCAACGGUAGCAAUGAGAUGGAGCAACAAGAAUCGGAUUCCGCUAGCCCCAACAGCAGGGUUCCACUGAUCGGCGAAAUGCCUGAACCUAUAAGUUCUAUGGUAGAAGACGUCAUGGAAAUAAUUUAAUAUUGCGGACUCAAUACAACGGUUACGUAAAAGCAGUGCCGCGAUGUAUGACUAAAACAAGUAUACCUUGAUGUGCUUGUCCAUUGUAUAUACUGUGUAAAUACAUAUAUGUGUGAGAAUGUACCCGUUAGCUCAAACAUUGUCCUAUCAUGAAGUCUGCGUUCGUGAAGUCAGCCGAUUAAAUAGAUACUGCCUAUGUACUUGAUAGCAACAAAAAAGAUGAUUAAGGUUAGCAUAUGUUUUGGCGUCGUUGGUCGUAUUAGAACAUCUGUAUUUUUUUACCUCUUAGAACUCACUUCACAUUAUUACAUAGGUCAACACAACGUGAAGGCAUUCAUGUUUUCAUUGUAGUUUGUAGCUUUUGCAAACUUGCACUUAAUUGAACUUGUCUCCUGAUAAGUUCAAUAUAGAUUGGGCAAAAUCAGCAUGCCCACUGAUGUUUAACCUUUUAGCAGUUCCUAUGUUUUUUGUUUUUUCGGGUACAUGCACAAAUUUUGGUUUGAUUUUUCAAGUGACUUUAGACGAACAAUAAACUCAAGGAGCGCAUUGACUAUAGGCCGGCUUUACUUGAUCUGAGUAAAAAAAAAAUGGAAUAGAGGCACCUUUGUACGGGGGAAGGGGCAAAGCGACUCUGUUCUACUGAUUUCUAUAUGCAACUGCUGCUAAAACCUGUAAGAAACGCUAGACGACCAUCUUAAAAUUUCGCAUAAUAUUAUUGGAAUAGGAUAUAGAAUAUGGGCUGUUAUAAAGAGCUUUACCAGUAUGACUUCAGAACGGUUAGCUACAAGUCGACUUCAUCUUUAUGAGUUACCAAACCAAAA